GGAAGUCUGCAUGAAGCUGCGUCUCCCACAGAGGCAACGGCGUCGACGUUUUUUUUCUGUCUUGGUUUUUUUUUUUUUUUUUUUUUUUUUUAUUCGAGACUUUUUUUUCUCUUUUUUUAUUUUCUCUCAGUGAGAUGAGCAGGGAGUGAGGAAUGGAGGCGUAGGGAGCAAGGAUGUUUGUGUUUACCAAGCGGCCAGCUAGUUAAGCAUAUGAAUAUAUAGGCCUCCUUGUAGCUAGAGCAAGCCAGCGAACAAAAGGAGAAAAUUAAUGGAGAGAACAUGUUGCCUUUGUGUCAGUGGGAGAUGACCAGGAGACAGGAUCAGAGGUUUCAUGAUGAAAAGAUAGAAAGUAGUCUUUUAAACAAAAUAAUGGACGAUUCCCAUUUCAACUCAUCAUACUUUUGGUCUCCCGUCCCCACUGUACAAGGACAGAUCGAGAACGCCAUGUUCCUGAACAAGGCGAAGGAGCAGCUAGGUCCAGAGAAGACCAACGCACCCUCCUUCCCUCACUCGUCUGCGUCUUCCACCUCCUCCCCCCACUACCCUACGGCUGUGCUCGCCAUACCCGGCUCAGUGGAUGGAGGGCCCGGGGUGCGGGUCGUUCCCAAACAGGAAGGAGGUGGCGGCGGCGCACCAUUAAGUGCAGUCGGGGGACACCUGCAUCAAUCACACACUUCCCAGAACGUCACCGUUGUGCCUGUUCCCUCGACGGGGAUCAUGACUGCAGCGGGGUUAGUGAUCACCACCCCUCAAGGCACACUGGUCCCCACUGCCUCCACGCAGUCCUUUGUAGCUGGACACCCCACUGCUACCACCAUGAUAGUGUCUGCAGUACACCCCUCUAACGCAGACAAGAAGGAGGAUAUUUCUGUCCCUCCUGCAGUUGUGAUGCCAGCACCGUCAAAGCGAGGCAGGAAGAGCAAACAGAUGAUGGGCAGAGUGGCUGGAGUAGGUGGGGUCCUCCCUCCAGGCAGCGAUGCUUUAAUAUUGGCACACCUAGCCGCAGGUGGACAGCACCACACGGGUGACCCAUACGACCUGUCAAAUGAUGAAGAUGAUCAUACUAACAAGGACGGCCCCAAAUCCUACAGGUGUCGAAUGUGUGCGGUGACGUUCUUCAGCAAGUCUGACAUGCAGAUCCACGCCAAGUCCCACACUGAAGCCAAGCCCCACAAGUGUCCCCACUGCUCAAAGUCGUUUGCCAACUCCAGCUACCUGUCCCAGCACAUCCGCAUCCACAGCGGGGCCAAACCCUACACCUGCACCUACUGCCAGAAAACAUUCAGGCAGCUCAGUCACCUCCAGCAGCACACACGAAACCACACUGAGGCCAAGCCCCACAAGUGUCCCCACUGCUCCAAGUCGUUUGCCAACUCCAGCUACCUGUCCCAGCACAUCCGCAUCCACACUGGGGCCAAGCCCUACUCCUGCUCCUACUGCCAGAAAACAUUCAGGCAGCUCAGUCACCUCCAGCAGCACACACGGAUUCACACCGGUGACCGACCGUACAAGUGUAACCAUCCUGGCUGUGAAAAAGCUUUCACUCAGUUGUCCAACCUACAGUCUCAUCGUCGGCAGCACAACAAAGACAAGCCGUUCAAGUGCCACAACUGUAACCGUGGUUACACAGAUGCUGCCAGCCUGGAGGUGCACCUGUCUACACACACUGUUAAACACGCGAAGCUGUUCUCCUGUGGCCUCUGUAACCGAUCCUAUACCUCGGAGACGUAUCUAAUGAAACACAUGAGGAAGCACAACCCCGACCCGCUAGCGGUGGCAGCAACAGUAGCUGCCCAUCAGGCCCAGGGCCUUACACCAGGAGGGGGCAGGGGAAGAGGCCGUGGCCGAGGGAGAGGAGGUGGAGGUGCAGGCAGAGCGAGUCAGCUCCAAAACCAGACCAAUCCAAAUAACACCAACCAGAACCCUAACGCGGGACCCCCAGGCAGCUACCAGCCCCCCCAGCAACCCACGGAAGCCGUGGUCCCAUGCCCGUUUGACCUGCACCAGUACAAGACAGUGGCGGCCAGUGAGAUCCAGUACAAACCGGUCUCUGUGGCGGACCUACCAGUGGUCCACAAAGACCUUUGCCUAACUGUCUCCACAUCAGCCAUUCAGGUGGAGCACAUGAACUCAUAGGCUGCGUCUUCCCCCUCUGUUCCAGGAAUCACUGCAGUGUAAAAAGGUCCAUAAGAACAAGUCAUUUAAUUGUGUUCAGUAUUAGAGUCUUAAAACAAGAAAAAACAAAAUGGCUGGUGGUGAUUUUUUACUGAAUUUGAAAAUACAACAAGACAUCAGUGGAAUCAGUUUAGAUUCACUUCUCUGUGACUUUAUUUUGAAAGGGGUUGUUGUUUGAUCAUGUUCAAAGAUACAAGUCAAAGUUAAUUCACUUGGUGCCAUUUUUUUCUUCCUUUUAAGAUGCUUAAAUGCUGAGUACAACAUUAAAUUACUUGUUAGAACACAGAUAUUUUACAAUGUGCUUCUCAGUUCCAGAGCCCACUUGUGCCAAGUACACGACCGGUCAAAAGUUUCACAACACUUCCAUGUUUCCAGUUUUUAUUGAGAUUUAAGAAGCUCAAGUCCAGUAAGAAAAUAAGUAUAUGUAAUAGAAAAGAAGAAUUUUUAGAGGCUAAGAAAUUGGUUAACUUGCAAAUUUCCUGCAGUAGAGGAAGCAUUGAACGUUAAUGCAAACAAGUUGCUUCCUGCAGGUGCCUCAAAACAUUAGAGGAAAAGAACAGAACCAUGGAGCUGGUUUAGGAUGAACUGCACAGAAGGUGAAAAAAAAUCAACCUACAAGUGCAACACAUUAGUGGGAACUUCUAGACUUUCUGAGCAAAAUACUUUCUGAUUUCCAUUGUGAACAGAACGUCACAAGUGUAUUCAAGUCAGAAAUUUAGAUAAAAUUGAGUUCAACAAGAAAAUUCAACGAUUGCUUGUUUUUAAAAUCCCCAAUUGUUUAUUUUUUAUGCUUUAAUUUCACAAACACUGGGAAUAACAGCUGGAAAAAUGUGGUGUUGUAAAAUUUUUGACCGGUACUGUAUCUCUCAGUAGAAAUGCUGGUCUAGGACUCUAAUAUAAAUAGUUUGUGAAGACUUAACCAAAACUUAAUCUGAGAUCAGUUUUGUCUUUUAUAUGAUUAUGAAUAAUAUGGGGAUUAAAUCCACACCUGAGUCUCUCUAAAGUCAAUGGACAAGUGAACAAAGUAUUUGUUAAAACCUGAUCCUAAACCAGCAGUCCUGCUCUGAGAGUCUUGAUAAAAGAGGCUCACUGGUGUCCCUUCAUGUUUUUUCAUCGGAGAAUUAAGGUGUAAAAUAUCUGUAAAAUAAAAAAAAUUACACUAUUUUCUGCACAUUUAUGGUCCAAAGAAUGGUGUAAUUUAAAAAAAAAAACCAUUCAGAUCACAUUAAUCUGAAGAUUCUCCACCGUUUAGUUCAAGCCAAAACAUGCGAAAGAAAGAAGACAAGGAGUGGAUCUGACAAACUGUAGAGACACAGAACUGACACAGAAAAAAGAGGACGGACUAAGUAGAUAAAGUUUGAAUGACACUGUGAAGGUGCCGUGGAAAAUAGAGGAUCUGGAUCAGACAAGCAGAACUGGAGCCUGAGAGAAGAAGUAGAAGGAAGAAAAUGGGGCUGCAUCUCAGUGUUCAUUUCACAGAAUCAUGGCGUCCUUAUUUACACCCUUCUCCCCUCAGACAGCGAGGAGAUGAGGAAUCAUUUCCUCGUCGGAGCCCAAAUUAUUGAACAAAAGAGACAGAACUGGUAGAAGGAUGCACUAAAUGUGAGGAACCUGCAGCCGAGAGAGAGCGAGAGAGGAGGGGGUCGGGGGGGUGGGAGGGGUCAUAAAGAAAGCACUUGAUGAAGCUUGUACUUCACGCCUAUGUUUGUCACCCUUGUACUUUUUUUAAUAUAUCAUGUGUGUAUUUUUCUACCAACAGAGGAACGUGUGAACAAACUCGGAGAGAGAAAAGUGAGGAGCAUGAAUGUGAAGGGAACAGGGAGUAAAAGUCCGAACAGAGCGUCGUCGUCGUCCCAUUUUUUUUCUUACUAUACAAAGAAAGUUUACUAUCCUCGGCAUCGUCAGGGUAGGUAGCUGUUGGGGAAAUAAUGAUUGUGUGAUAAAAAUGGCUGACAGGUACUGUUAUCAAUCUUUUUUUUUAAAAGGACUUUUCAUACAUAUUACUACUUUCAUUAUAACUGUACUGCAAAUGUUAUCCACAUUAUUAUCAAACUGAGGCAUUAUUGUAUUUCAGUAUGCUGUACAUAAAAAUAGAUAGAAAAGACUUUUUUCAUCUGUAAAAGGGAAGUAUGUCCUGUGUAAAGCAUAUAUGGAAACUAAAGGAAGUCAAAUUAACAAGUACCAAAUCAUUGGCUGUGUCCCAGGUCACCCUCUGAGAAGUUUGGGAAUUACCUAAAAAGUUUGUUAAAUUAUGGGAAGAUCUUUUUUCUCUCUCUUUAAUAGUGACAUUGCAACUUUUCCUGCACUUUCCCACUGAUAUUCAGUCUAAUUAUGGCAUAAACUGAUUGUUUGGCCAAGUUAAGUGUAAGUUUUAUUUGUAGGAGUCAUAAACAGGAGCUGACUGAACAAUUGAUCUGAAAACUAAAUUUUAAUGAGAAUUCCUUCAUAAACAUUUUCCCAAAUGACCUUAAUGAAUAAAUAACAUUAAACGAGGCUGUGACGGAGUUGACCUGGGACACUGCCGCCAUGUUUUUGUGCACAAGCUAUCUCUACCCAAUCAAAAUGUUCAAGCAGCCCACACACAGGGCUGACUGUCUUCAUGUAUACUCCUCCUUGUAUUUCAUUGUGUCUUUUUAUGAAAAAUAACCCAUUCUCAAUAUUCUUGUUAAUGUUAUUUACUGAUGCUCCUGACAAUAAUAAUACAGUUAUUAACUGCCCUCUUAUGCUACACUCUUGCAUACUGUAUACACAGUUACACCUCUUGCUCAUCUGAACAGACUGUUUCUUCCCUUAAGGAGAAUAAAAAAGUUCAAAAACA
Molecule: messenger RNA, 4993 nt
Organism: Seriola aureovittata
Lineage: Eukaryota; Metazoa; Chordata; Actinopteri; Carangiformes; Carangidae
Gene: znf384a
Product: zinc finger protein 384 a
Exons: 12
Coding region: 280-2136 (618 amino acids)
Biological process (GO): regulation of transcription by RNA polymerase II
Cellular component (GO): nucleus
Molecular function (GO): RNA polymerase II cis-regulatory region sequence-specific DNA binding; DNA-binding transcription factor activity, RNA polymerase II-specific
Source: RefSeq, a predicted model, not a curated record